Messenger RNA from Dentiscutata erythropus, 278 nucleotides. The record is from the annotation of a GenBank genome assembly. NCBI's taxonomy places the organism in Eukaryota, Fungi, Glomeromycota, Glomeromycetes, Diversisporales, Gigasporaceae.
GUGAUCUAUAUUUUAAUUGUAAAUUAGAACUUCAAAUUGAUAAAGAAAAGGGUGAAAAAUAUCUAAUGUUAGCAGCUAAAAAUAGUGAUAAAGAUGCAAUUACUUUAUAUGAAAAGAAUAAAAUAAACUUUAUCAAUAAACAAAAUUAUUUUGAAAAAUUUAAAAUUGCUCGAAAUAUUCAUAAGUCAAGAAAUAUAAAUAAUGGACAAGAAGUAGAAAAAAUAAAUCGCAAACUCUUUGAUAAACUCUAUAAAGAAAAAUAUCAUGAAUUGGAUUAA